This is a messenger RNA of Rhinichthys klamathensis goyatoka, 2073 nucleotides long. It is a transcript of the gene nat16, whose product is annotated as N-acetyltransferase 16. NCBI's taxonomy places the organism in Eukaryota, Metazoa, Chordata, Actinopteri, Cypriniformes, Leuciscidae. The coding region runs from base 163 to 1170 and encodes 335 amino acids. Gene Ontology annotation, molecular function: acyltransferase activity, transferring groups other than amino-acyl groups. The record is from RefSeq and is a predicted model, not a curated record. The transcript is spliced from 4 exons.
ACCUCAUACUUCAUAUAUUGUAAGCCUGAACCGGCAUUAGGCUACCUAAAAAUUCUUCCUUCAAUCUAACCGCAGUGCAAAGAAAGCUUACAUCUAUUCAGCAUCUGCCAAUCUGACCUCUGUAUUCUUCACCGGUCCGACGCACGACGUAGAGCUCUUAGGAUGAAGAUUGAAAACGGCCUGCCUUGCUCUCAGCUCCCUGAGGCCCCUCCUCAGACCGGCCUACAGUUUACGGUGGCGACAGAAGAGGACUUUGAUGACAUCAUGGCCAUGAGCAAGGAUAUCUAUGGUGGACUGGACUAUCUGCCCUCCCGCUAUCAAGCCUGGCUGCAAGAGAGCAACCGCACUGUCAUUUUGGCUCGCAAGCAAGGCAAAGUGAUUGCACUGGAGUCAGCGUGUGUUAUUGAUGAUGGUGAGACCAUGCUGGUGGAAGGGCUUCGUGUUGCCCCACAGGAGAGGGGGAAAGGUGUGGCAGGGGUACUUCUUCGGUUUUGCUCUCAAUUGGUUAAGUCCAAGUACCCUGACGUUAAAGUCAGCAGAUUGACAAGAGAUGACCAACUGGGACCAAAAGACUUCCAGAAAUACCGGCUCAUCACCAAACAGGGAAUCCUCCUGGUGCGCUUCCAUGCUGAAGACCUAAAAUUACGCCUUGCUGAUCUUGGGCCUAAUAUCACUAUAUCAGGGGAGAGUCUGUCCACCACAAACAUCCCAGUCCAUUUGGAGCCAGCAGAGGUGCACCAGCUCUUCUUAAGCGAUGUUCUAAUGCAGGGUGUCCUUCCCAAUGCUACCAUCGUUCAAGAUUGGCAGCCCUUCAAGCCUCUGUCUAGCAACAUGGACAUCCUGCUGAAGAAGGACAUUGAUUGGAUGGUUGAUGAUGCCAGGCGCCCAACCAUGGUCAGCUUGUGCACCUUCCCAUUCCAUGUGCCAAUCGGUGAUGACUGGUACUACCUCAACAUCGACAUGUUUGGUAAAGACCUGACACUGGCCAUACAACAGCUGUUGUGCCACCUGAGGCGCCACACUGGCACUCUGAAGGGUUACGUCAUGUGUCAGGUGUUCCUGGAGCCCGCGCUGUGGAAGCCGAUGGCCGAUUUCUUUAGGGAGACCCUUAAAGUGGAGCUGGUGAAAGAGUACACAGAGCAGUGUGUUGUGGAGUCUGAUGUCAUUUAGUCAAGGAGCCUCAGAAACAACUUCCUUAAAAAAUUAGACACCAAACUUACAUAAGAGGAAACAUCUCCUUCAAAUAUGGCACCUAAAAAAACACCUAAAAUAUCUACUUUAAAGGGAUAAAAAAAAAAAUCUGUUCUAUUCCGCUUAAUGAAAAUGCUCUCAUAGGAUUUAAUUUAUUUUAACAGCAAUUAAUUAAUUAAAAUAAAAUGCAUGUAAGUGAACAAAAUAGAAUAAAUGUGGUAGAUGCUUGUUUAGGUUACUUAAUUUAUUUCCAUAUGCAGUACUGUAAACAGUGGCGCUGACAGGACAGGUACUGGAAAAGAGGGAGCAGUUCCAGAUUAUAUAAAAUUAGGGACCCAAAUUGUUCCAGGCCCUUUCAUUUCUGUUAGCAUUGCUGACAGUGAAAGCAUAUUUACUCAUGCUGAGUUGAAAAGAAAACUGCACAAUCUUUAGGGCACUUUAUGAUAAAAAAAAAAAGGUAUCUCACUUUAGUGUCUGUUGCUUUUUCAGAAUGUGGCACUGUAGCUGCUAGAGUAUUUAGAGGGGGGAAAAAACAAGAACAACAUUUGUUUUUUUUUAAAGGGACUUUAUGACAGGCUACCCAUAUGCAAAUCAAAAUGGUCUUUAGAGGCAAUUUUAAUUAACUUGAAAUAACUAACAUUACCACAUUGGGAAAAUGUAAUCUCAGAUUAAUCACCUUUCUGAUUUGCUCCUCGAAAAAAUUGCCUUUAAUAAUAUUUCCUCUAAAAGUACUUUGCAGUGCUUUAAUCUCUGUAUCAAAUGAUAAAUGUCUGGCUGAGAACUUGCUUAUACAUUUAGAUUACAGUCUCAAGUUUUUGCUUUAAGUACUUGAACCUAAAAUUAAUUUCUAUCAGUAUUUGUUAACUAACUGUAGAUUUGAAG